AUGGCGUCAUGGGCAGCUCUAAACGUGGUAGGUGGCAAUGAUCAGGAUCGCCUUGCACAAGAGCACGCCACAGAGGAAGCACAAGAUGCUGAUAACGCUGCUGUUUACGAGCGUGCGCUACGGUUUCAGCAGAAACAGAAGACAACGCAAGCCAAGACGCUGUAUCUGCAACUCCUUGGCGGUCAAAUCCAUCUGAGUCCACGUCUCGAGUAUCUAUGCAAUAAGAACUUAGCCACAAUGGAGCAAGAGGCGCAAUCUUUUGAAAACGCACUGCAGUACUAUGCAGCUGCAUUAGCACUGGAUGCUACAGACGUUGUGGUCUGGUUUCAGAUGGCUACAGCCGCUUUGGAGACGGGCAAAUUGUGGCUUGCACGAACGACGCUGGAGGAGGGGCUUAGGGUAGAUGCUACAUACUGGCCCUUGGUUGAGACGCUAGUGCAGGUUCUGAGUCAGAUUGGGGAUGAGAAAGAGUACCAGAGGGUGGCAUGCUACCUUCGCCAGAACGACCCGCACUGUGCUACGUUAAAGGCUCUUGACAAAAAGAGAGCAAGACCUUCGACAGUGCAAGAUCUAAAUGCACUUAACCGUGCAAAGAAGAAGUUGCACCAUUUAAAAAAUAUUGCGGAUUUUGAAGUGCAAAAGAGGAAACGAUUGCAAGAGGAAAUGAAUGAUGCCCUCAAGAUGAAAAUGCGAGCGAGGAGCUACGAGCUACUCGAGCCGUCGUGGGUGAGAUUGGGUACAUUAUUGCUUGAGAUAUUUGAAGAGGUGACUAGGAGUGAGACGGCAGAUGUUAUGCAGACAGAGGUGGAUAUCAAAGUGGGGUUUAAAGAAGAAAAAAUGGUGCUCGAAGUUGAUACGGCUGGAAACAACAUGUGCAGCACAAACGACCCAGAGGUUAAUAGUUGUGCAAACACAGAGUCAGUGCCCUCUCCAUCAAAGCACAUAAAAAACAACGAAAUCGCAAUAUCUACUACUACUUUGGAAUCUUCUUUAAUCACAGCAAUGUCUGACAACGACACACUUGACAGUGCCAACUACUCAGGGGACAUUGCACAGGUACAUCCCAGUAGGCGAAAAUCCCGCCGUCACGAGGAGCGAUUACGAGAAGAACAUGCUGCUGCGGUGAAGAAAGCUCGCGAAGAAGACUUAGUGUACCGUUUAAAUUUUUUUCUUCCAGAGGUGCUGAAUGAAAAAAGUAAAGGGAUGAGUGCAGAAGCUGAUUUGAUCCAAUGGCCGCUCCCACUGAACGUGAAGCUUGUUGGUUCUGAGUUUCGUAUAUCUGAUGCGAACGACAUCACUCUUCUAAGCACACCGUCCUUCGUGCUGGCUUCAUGUACUGAAAAAGUUAAUCUCUGUUCAUCUCAGGUACCUUUUCGAGAGCAAAUAGCGUCGACUAUGGCAUCCUCGCUAAAUUGUGUGACCAGAUCUCAAGUUGCGACUUUUAUUGAUGAUGCUAAAAACUGGUCAAGUCGUGGGGUGAUGGAUUGGAUGCGUUGCUUUCUUAAUCAGUGUGGACAAUGGUCUCAUUUAAGGCUUGAAAGGGAUGGUGAAGACAUUUAUCAAGUCUGCUUGUGGCUAGAAAGAGCACUGAAUGGGGAACUAGAUGUCGCGAAAGGCACACUUCAAAUGCAAGCUUCAGUGAUCGCCAUUGCAGAUCAUUCAGCGAGUCACAGCAGUCGCUACAGAGGGAAUGGCUUAGGUCUUAGCGCCCGGCUUUUUUUAUUGGAACUACAUUUUGAUCGACUUUUGCGUCAGCGUGUCUGUGGAAAGAAGGGACGCAAGGUGAGAAGAUUAGUGGAAAGUUUAUUGGGUCAGGCCCAAAAGCUUCUGUUUGAGUUUGGCUGGCUGGAAAACCCUGAAGAUCCACUAAGCAGUCCAACCGAAAAAGAGUUUUUGCGUUUACUGUGGUUCAUGGCACGAAUGUACGAGCGUUGCGGAAAUCCUCAAAUGGCACAACAGUUCUAUAUGAAGUGUAGAGACAAACAGUUUGAUUCGGAAGAAAGGAAGGAAAACAGCCACGCUGCCACUCGAGUCGAACUGCCUAAUUCAAAAGUGGGAAAUGUGAUCACUCUCGCAAUUUUGGAAGAGAAGAUAUCAGGGCUGCGAUUCUCGGAUGUUUGCUUCGAGGCACGACGCUUGUUUGAUGAAGGUAAUCACGACCAAGUCAUUGCAGCUUUACUUGACCAUUUUUUUCCUUCUGCCCAGUAUUCUCGGAUGACGGACUUCCUCCACGAGUUUGGAAUUGAACCAGUUUCUAAUUCGACCCAGAGUGGGGCAAAAAAGAAACUUAUCGAAUUGUUGCUCGAGUCAAUCAAGGAAAGCUUAAAGUUUACGGAAGAAGACCGAGUGCUAUUUCUGCUAACUAUAUUUUAUUCCGUAAUUGAAUUUUUGGAUGAAAAAGCUAACACAGAAGAACGCAGGGUAAUUGAUGACCCGGAAGAGGACUUGUGUUUUAAUGCUCUCGCUGCGAUUGAUUUUGUAUUGAGACAGCUGACCAGCGAUAGUUGCGAGAGUAUACGCAAUCGACACCACUGGUUAUUGUUGUGUGGGUUGUGUGUGAAGUGCCUGAAGCCCUCGAUUAUUUUGCGCUUCCGUUCGCCGAUCGACCUACUUAAGAUAACUUGUAGAGUAUUAGAUAUGGAGGUAUUUUCUAGUGAAGACGACAUUACCGAUCGAAUGUUCAAAGUGAAGGCUUUCUCGAAUCUAUUGUAUGACAUACGAUUGCGAAAUGAUAAGGAAUAUAAAAAACUGUCCAGUCUGGUACCUCAUUCUUCGAAGAAAAAACAGACACGUCGUGACCGCAUCCGAGUGGUUCUCGUGGAGACAUUGCGCGUGAUAAACAGAGCAUUUCAAAGUAACAACAAGCUUGUGUUGUCGAUUUCGCGAAUAGAACGAACAGCUCUUAUGACUUUAUGCGGGACAUUGAUGAAGGAGGAGGAGGAGACAAUGGCGCGAAGCGAUGUUAGGAUUUCCAAACAACUUUUUGGCAAUGGAGCCAUUUUGUUCUUGCUCCUCUUUGAAAGUUUUUGUGAGCCAGAUCCGACAAAGUUUCCCAAUGAUCUAGUUGACUUAAUUCACCUUCUUCAUGAUAGACUUGGACAACAUGGUAUCUGUAGUUUAAGCUAUCUUAUUGACACUGGAUCAGUUGGCGAUACGUGUAGCAGAUCGUGCUUUCUUGAGUCAUGCACCGCGAUUCUGUCUCGACAUACACCUCAAAAUGCGGAUGUUCAAAUGAAACUUGAGUCGCGUAGUGCGGUUGAAAGCAAUCUGGAAGAGGUCGACGAUCAAAAAGUCGAGCAAGAAGCCAAGCUGCGCUUUCAAAUGGAAAUUUGUCAAUGUUACCGCUGUUUGUAUGAUGUGCAAAUACUACCAGGAUGCGAAGAUCACAAAUCUGGGACCACUUUUGCCUCGCUCCAAAGCGCAGCCAUACCUUUUAAGCACGAAGACGCACUGCGAUUAGCGUGUUUCUCUGUGCCAAUUAUGUUAGCCUCCAAGCCAAAGAAUAACGGGCAAAAGAAAGAGCGACUUAAGCUACUGUAUGCGCUGCGUAAUGCCCUUGCCGACUCAAAUUUUGCUGCUCUCGCUGCUCAACCGGCUACUAGUUAUCCGCUGCUAGAGGCAUACUUGGCUCCACGAGGGUUGCUGACAGAUGUUGUGUCUCCGCCGAUCCCAAUUGAGACGGCAAACUCUAAAUCAAAGAUACUUGAUGAAAGCUGCCUUACUCAUUUGUGGUAUUUGUUGGGAGCAAAUUAUAUCCUGGGACGCGUUAAACGACGAGGCAGUUUGGGUGAGUUGACGGAAAUGGAACAACACGUUAGAGAACGCGUGGGAUUUCUGGUAAAUGACGUGUUGUAUUUCCAUCCAGAUCGAAUUGAUUCGUGGAUUCGGUUAGGAAAGACAAUGAAGGAGUUAUAUCAUGCUGCCACGGAUGCAUUUGCGGCUGUGCUUGGACGGCAAAGACGAAUUAAAGCGUUUCUUUGGUAUACGAGCAAGAUUCUGGACACGGACGCAACUCGUCUAUCGGGAGGUAUCACAGAAGAUCAUAGUGAUAUUUCAUUUCAGAGCCUAAAAACAAGCUGGGAUCUCUUUAAAAAAAUGAAGGAGUGGCAAGAUCAACACUCAGAUGAAAUCGAAAAUGACAAAAAGACCCUUUUCUCGGCACAAGGAAUUAGUCAAGUUGUACUAGGAGACGAAUCUGAAUCUAGUACAUUUACCAUCGAAGAAUUCGCGAUGACGUAUAUCAUGCGGGUUAUUGAAUUUGCUAAACGAUGCUUUGAAAGGGCUGCGCAUUUGGCUGAUGAGGCUGCAAGGAAAAACAAAGAGAAAAACUAUGCUCAGCAUGGCGAGUCGGCCAGAGAUUCAGAGUUUGAUGAGAGCAACGAUGAUGAAGAGUUAAGGAGUCUUGAAAGUGUAAUGGUCGAGUGCAAUGAAGAGUGUGGCAUGCUCUUGUACAACCUUAUCCAAGAGUUCUCGUUGAUCAAAGAAAUGGAUCUUGCAUUAUUCCCGCGUAGCGCUUACUUACGUUUAGUCUUGAUGGCACUAGCGUACUUUCGAAGAAGCUUUGCAAUUUGUGAGCUCAACAAAAAUGCCUACGAAACUCACUUUCGAUUGCUGUACAUGGUGGGUAAAACGUUGAAGAAAAAACGAUGGUGCGAGCUUCAUUCACAGAAUUUGUCAGAGGCAUAUGCAACCGCCGAAGAAAUGGCCAAUUGCUUUGUUAAGGCAGAAGAUGCUCGACAGAAAGGGGAUAGAGAGCACGCGCUCGUUCAUGCGUUUUAUGCUCUUCAAGCAUUGCGGAUUGAUCUUACGAUUAGUGACUCUCCAUCAGUGUCGGCGUUGUGCUUAGCUUGUCGACUUUUUUACGAGGAGGGGGAAAACGAAGACGUAGGAGUCGACAACUUGGUCAGCAGUCAAAAGACAACAGAGCUGACCUCGUUAAGUGAAGGAUUUGAUGUUAAUAUUAUCGGCGACUUGACUCAUGCCAAUUCUCGUCGAAGAGACGAGAUAUUAGCUCUCCUAUCGGACACUGAAUGCGACGAUUCCGUUCGUGAAGUAAACGUGACACUCGUGCGAGGCUGGCUAGCCUUAAAUAUAAUCGAAGCCCUUGAGUCCAUUCCGAAUGAAGAUCGAUACUUUCAUCCAUCUCGUUAUGUGUUAGCGCGUAUGGUCUAUUGGCUGUCAACUUUAUACUCCACGCUCGAGCAAAGCGGAUGCAAAAGUGACGAAAUGAGCACCCUACUUGCUGCCAUACAAGCACGGCGAAGAACCGAAAAGGUUGUCGGUCCGUCCGAUGCAGCAGCACGAGCGCUAAAAGUAAUGGCACCUAUUUUUGACAAAAAGCGCCCUCAGGUCGUCGCAAUUUGGAUCUCUGAGUACAUACCUACGGCAAAAAAGUUUGAAGAGCUGAACCAGCGACAAAUGAAGUACGAUUACUACCGACUUAAGUAUUGGCGAUUUUACAUUGCAUUACUCGUAGAAAACGCAGCGUAUGGUAGACUAAAGGAAGUGGGAUCGUGGGUGCUCACCUGCAAAGAGGAGCAUGAUGUCAUUGAUUUGAUGCUGGCUAUCGUGAUGGAAGCACGAGGCAAGUUGCUUCGAGGUCGCCUUCGAGAGCUAAUUACCGCAGACAAUACUAUUGAUACAACAAUAGCAACUGAUCGCCACUUAAAACUAUUGGCAAAAGCUUAUACAUUUUAUCUCGAAUUGCUGACUCAUGAGCAGCGAUUGGCACGUGUGGCGAAUAAUUGUGAAUUGAUAAAGCUCGCUGAGCUUUUAAUGGUGGCCGUAUUUUUCAUAAGUGCAGCUAAUCAACACCUUAAGAUGGAGAAACCGGCUGAAUUUAUGGAUCAACACUUUAAUGGCAACGUCACUGUCAUUAUAGAUGCUUUACUUCACAACGAUAUACCUCCCCGUGUCUACGACGCCCAGAAUCGAGACGCGUGGACGACCUAUCUAGACGCAGCUCAUUUGUUUUGCGAAGAGAAUUGGCCCGAACGUUCAAGUAAGGGCAAGCCAUCAAAACGGCACUCGCGAAUCAAAGCUACUGCUCCUUUGAGUACAGCCAGUCCUUUUGUUGGAGCAACCUCGAACCUAUCGGUAUAUAUGGACCCUAGUCAAACUCCUCAAUCGUUGGCAAAACAAUUACUAUAA
Plasmopara halstedii is the source of this 6150-nucleotide messenger RNA. RefSeq names its product calcineurin-binding protein cabin-1-like. The transcript has a single exon. NCBI's taxonomy places the organism in Eukaryota, Oomycota, Peronosporomycetes, Peronosporales, Peronosporaceae. Gene Ontology annotation, biological process: chromatin organization. The record is from RefSeq and is a predicted model, not a curated record. The coding region runs from base 1 to 6150 and encodes 2049 amino acids. Gene Ontology annotation, molecular function: protein binding; nucleosome binding. Gene Ontology annotation, cellular component: nucleus.